AUGGGGAAGGACCAGGAACUGCUGGAAGCUGCUCGCACUGGGAAUGUGGCUCUGGUGGAGAAACUCCUCUCUGGGAGGAAAGGAGGGAUCCUGGGCAGUGGAUCUGGACUUGGCCGGCUCACCUGGGGAGGGUUAGGGUUGGAAGGCGGGUCAACCACACCACACAGCUUGGUAUCAGCAGCAAACAUCUGGCGAGGACCAAAUAUAAACUGCACAGACAGUUCAGGUUAUACUGCUUUACAUCAUGCAGCUUUAAAUGGACACAAGGAUAUAGUUCUCAAAUUACUUCAGUAUGAAGCAUCAACUAAUGUGGCAGAUAAUAAAGGUUAUUUUCCUAUUCACUUGGCUGCUUGGAGAGGAGAUGUAGACAUUGUGAAGAUCCUUAUCCAUCAUGGGCCAUCACACUCCAGAGUGAAUGAACAG
Messenger RNA from Tauraco erythrolophus (red-crested turaco), 423 nucleotides. The record is from RefSeq and is a predicted model, not a curated record. Lineage: Eukaryota; Metazoa; Chordata; Aves; Musophagiformes; Musophagidae.